Messenger RNA from Arabis nemorensis, 354 nucleotides. The record is from the annotation of a GenBank genome assembly. NCBI's taxonomy places the organism in Eukaryota, Viridiplantae, Streptophyta, Magnoliopsida, Brassicales, Brassicaceae.
AUGGCAGAUGAAAACACCAUUGAUAUGGUGAUAAUUAAUCCUCACAACCCAUGUGGAAAUAUCUAUACGUAUGAACAUCUAAAGAAGGUGGCUGAGACGGCGAGGAAGCUAGGCAUAAUGGUGAUUUCUGAUGAAGUUUAUAAUCAAACUAUUUAUGGAGAAAACCAAUUUGUCCCGAUGGGGAUAUUUUCAUCGAUUGCUCCUGUGAUUACACUCGGGUCCAUAUCCAAGGGAUGGCUCAUUCCUGGGUGGCGAAUAGGUUGGAUCGCGAUGAAUGAUCCUGAUAACGUUUUCAAAACCAUGAGGGUCGGUUUUCCAAUCUCUAAACCAUCAAAAGUUAUUACACGGGUCUGA